Fopius arisanus is the source of this 1701-nucleotide messenger RNA. RefSeq lists its product as uncharacterized. The transcript is spliced from 2 exons. The coding region runs from base 188 to 676 and encodes 162 amino acids. Lineage: Eukaryota; Metazoa; Arthropoda; Insecta; Hymenoptera; Braconidae. The record is from RefSeq and is a predicted model, not a curated record.
GUUAUAAAUUUCAUUUAUUGAUCACAUUUUUUUGCACAUGCCUGCGUAUACCAUAUACCAAACACUUCAUAAUUUCCAAUAGUUCGAAGUGAAUUUGGGUAACAGAAAUGUGUAAAAAUUUAUUUUGUUUUUUUUCGAUUUUUCAAAUCUUUUAUAUUUAUUUGCAUUUACGUUUGAAGGUAACGGAAUGCAUUUCGGGGGACAGUCCCAAUUUGCAGAAAGUAUCUUAGACUGGCUGAGAGACAUGAAAACACGUAUAUUCGAUAACCCUUCAGCACUCCCAGAUCUCAGGGGUAUCAUAGGUACGACGAGGGACAAUUAUGAUUGGCAGAAGUUCAUCGAGAAACUGAUCAUAGAUAUGCCAAAUGUUGCAUUCAAUCCUGAAAAAGAUUGGGGUUUUCGGUUAGGCCACUGGUAUCUAAUACGAAAAGACUCAGACGACGUCAUGUCUUCUUUCUGGACCCUAGUACGUCCUAGAAGUCCUGCAGAAUCCACGAUUGGUGAUACCUGGAUAGAGCUCGAUAUGGACAAAGCUAACAUUCCAUAUCCUUCAAACACAAUAAUCCCAACCGAGCCUAGCCCUGUCGAAGAGGAAAUUUCUGAAACUACUGAAAGCCCAGACUCUGGGGCUAAUGAAGUCGUUGAACAAUCUGCUGAAGUUAUUUUACCAAAUUAAUCCUGACAUCGUCACCUCCACUGAUUGCCUUUUUUAUCAAUAGCCACUCUUAUUUUAGAUGGAAAAAAAUAAUUCAACUGAUGGGAAAGAUUUUUCCUUUCUAAAAAUUCAACGUAUUACUCCUAAAAAUACGAGAAUUUUCUAUAUACGGUAAUUCAAAAAGACAAAUUUCUAUAGUAAAAUGAUAAAUUGGGUAAACUGUAUUUUUAAGAGGCUAAUUUUUAGGUAAUAUCUCAGAAUUUACAAAAGAUAUUCAUAUUUUUGUAGAUUUUUUUAUAGAGAAAAAUGAAAAGUGCAAAAAGGUAUCCCUUACAAUAUCACUAUUCCCCUUUAGUUCCGAAAUAUUUAUGGCCUCCUGACCUCGAGCAUAAAUUGCAACAGUUCGAAACUGAUUUUUUUCCGAAUUUAUCCACUGAAUCGGUCGAUGACUGAUCUAGUAUUCACUGAAAAUAUUCGACCAAAAGAUUCGAAUUCGUUGAUUAAAAAUAUUCGAUAGACUUACGCAAAUAAAUAAAUUCAUUGAAAUAAUUAAAUAUGUUGAAUUGCGAAAAAUUUAUUAUAAAUACCGUUCGAUGAAAAAACAAUACAUUACAAUAAUUUUUACGCCGAUGUUGUACAAAUUUUUCGCUCCACGUCUUCCUUGAUUUUUUUUACUGGAAUAGAAUUAAAUUUUUCGGAGUCAGUAAUUUUGAUUGAAAAUUUUUAAGAAAUAUAACAUGUAUAGAUUCUUCAGGAGGAGUUUGAAGCCGAAUUGUAAAUCCCAACACCUAUUUUUCCCUCAUGCAAAGCCAUAUUUCAAAUAUUUAACCAUAAAUGAAAUUUUUUUCCUACACCAAUGGAUGAAAUGACCAUUCGAGUGAAAAUUUUUCAUGCGACAAUGACGAAAAAAGCGUUUUAUAGAUACGAAAAAAGAAACCUUAAACCAUAAAAUUACGUUAACCCAAUAAAAAUCAACAAUUGAACAAAAUUAUCCAAGGAAAUAGAGCAAAUGAUAUCCCAGUUUAUGUAAGACGUUGACAUGCUGA